Molecule: messenger RNA, 1752 nt
Organism: Linnemannia hyalina
Lineage: Eukaryota; Fungi; Mortierellomycota; Mortierellomycetes; Mortierellales; Mortierellaceae
Source: the annotation of a GenBank genome assembly
AUGGGAGGAGGCGAUCUCAACUUGAAAAAAUCCUGGCAUCCAGGAACUUUCAAAAACCAGGAGCGAGUCUGGAAGGAGGAACGCAAAGCCGCAGAUGAGGACAAAAAGAUCCAGCAGAUGAAGAAGGAGCUCGAGGAGGAGCGACAGAUCCAGGAACUCCAACAACUCUCUGAACGAAACGGUGGCAAGAAGCGCGCCGACCGUCUUGACUGGAUGUAUCAGGCUGCACCCUCAGGCGGAGCCCGGGACGAGAAAGAUCAGGAGGAUUAUCUGUUGGGGAAGCGCAGUGUGGAUGAUAUUCUGAAGCAGAAGGCUGCUGGUGGGAUGAAGUCGCUUAGCAAGGAUUCGGAUAACUUUAUGGCGCAGCAGGCUAGUAAGGCCAACUCGAUCAAGGAUUUGCAGGCCAAGGUCCGUGAGGAUCCGUUGUUGGCGAUCAAGAGACGUGAGCAAGCCAGUAUGGAGCAGCUGAUGAAGAAUCCGAUCAAGAUGCGACAACUGAAGGAGAGCAAGGAGAGCAAGGAGGGCAAAGACAAGGACAAGAAGAAAAAGUCAAAGCGCAGCAAGGAGGACAGAGCCGACAGGGAGGAACGCAGGAAGGAGAGAUCAGAGAAACGCCACAAGAAGCGCAAGGCCUCGAGGGAUCGUAGCGAUGGCAGCGAGAGCGACAGCGACGACAGUAGAGACAGUAGGAACAAUGGUGUACGAUCCUCCAGGAAACAUCAGCGUCGGUCUCCUUCACCCGCCAGGAAGGCUUCACCUGAGAGAUCUUCAAGACGCCAUGAUGACUCUCGACACACCGCUGCUACCAGCAGUAACAAUAGCAACGGCCAUCGUAGUAGUAGUCACCGAUCAGGGUCGCCAUCCACUAGUCAUCACAAAUCGUCUCGAGACAGUAGACGGCGCUCGCGGUCUAGAUCUCCUGCUCGUCAGGGAGCCCGUCGUCGUUCACAUUCUCGAUCUCCUGUUCGUCAGGAGACACGUCGUCGUUCAGAUUCUCGAUCUCCAACUCGUCAGGAAAACCGUGAGCGCCCAAAGUCUCGAUCGCCUGUUCGUGGUGAUACCCACCGCACUGUAAGAAACCCAUCACCUGUUCCUCAGGAGACUCGGCGCCGGUCAUCCCGAUCGCCUGUUGCAGCUCGCCAGGAGACCCGUCGUCGUUCUCGAUCCCGAUCGCCCAUUCGUCAGGAUACGAGACGCCGUUCACGAUCUCGCUCACCUAUGCGUCAAGAUACUCGUCGUCGCUCAUCACCACCACCACCCUCGUCAUCAUCAAGGCGCCGCUCACGAUCACGUUCACCACAGUACGAUCGCUCCUCACAGGCACGACAUAUCUCACCUCCGCGACGCCAUGGCAAUGGUGGUGGCUACCACGACCGCCAGCACAACGGCCAUCAUGAUCGUGCACCGGACCGUCAUCAGCAGGAACGAACACAGCAGGAUCGUGAACAGCAGCAAAAGAGCCAUGCGGAGGAGUUGGCCAAGAAGAGAGCAGCGUUGGAGGAGGACCGCGCCAGGAGAUUGAAGGCGAUGACGGACGAUGCCAAUGCUGAUGCUCUGGCUCGCAAGAAUCGCCUGGCAGAGAUUGCAGAGAUUGAAGCCAAGCAAAAUGCAGAGGAAGAGACCAAGAGGAUGAAGACGUUUAACGGCGAACAGGCAUCGUUCAUGAAGUCUGCACAAAAGGCUGCUUACAAUGGGUCCAUGUCGCUGGCAGAUCGAGUCCAGCGUGGCCGCACCAACAUGCGCAACGAUUGA